Messenger RNA from Ipomoea triloba (trilobed morning glory), 1162 nucleotides. RefSeq names its product caffeoyl-CoA O-methyltransferase-like. Bases 83 to 811 code for a protein of 242 amino acids. Gene Ontology annotation, molecular function: S-adenosylmethionine-dependent methyltransferase activity; O-methyltransferase activity. The record is from RefSeq and is a predicted model, not a curated record. NCBI's taxonomy places the organism in Eukaryota, Viridiplantae, Streptophyta, Magnoliopsida, Solanales, Convolvulaceae. The transcript is spliced from 4 exons.
CUUCGAUCACAUUAACAAAAAAAAAAAAAAAAAAAAAAAAAACUGAGAAAGCUUUAGAAAUAUCAAAUUAGAAACAGAGAAAAUGGCAACCAAUGGAGAAAAUGGCAGACACCAAGAAGUUGGGCACAAGAGUCUCUUGCAAAGUGAUGCUCUUUACCAGUAUAUUCUUGAAACUAGUGUGUACCCAAGAGAGCCAGAAGCCAUGAAAGAGCUUCGGGAGAUAACAGCAAAUCACCCUUGGAACAUCAUGACCACCUCUGCUGAUGAAGGCCAGUUCUUGAACAUGCUUCUGAAGCUCAUCAAUGCCAAAAACACCAUGGAGAUUGGCGUCUACACUGGCUACUCUCUUCUCGCCACUGCCCUUGCUCUCCCUCAUGAUGGCAAGAUUUUGGCAAUGGAUAUCAACCGCGAAAACUACGAAUUGGGUCUCCCGGUGAUCCAAAAGGCAGGCGUAGCUCACAAGAUUGAAUUCAAGGAAGGCCCUGCACUUCCUGUUCUUGAUCAAAUGAUCCAAGAUGGAAAAUACCAGGGCUCGUAUGAUUUUAUCUUCGUGGAUGCGGACAAGGACAACUACUUGAACUAUCACAAGAGGCUUAUCGAUUUGGUUAAGGUUGGUGGACUGAUUGGAUACGACAACACGUUGUGGAAUGGAUCGGUGGUGGCGCCGGCAGAUGCACCGCUGAGGAAGUACGUACGCUACUACAGAGAUUUCGUGUUGGAGCUCAACAAAGAAUUGGCUGCUGACCCAAGAAUUGAGAUUUGUCAACUUCCCGUCGGAGAUGGGAUCACCCUCUGCCGCCGUGUCUACUAAAUCUUUAACUUCACCGCCGCCGUUACGCUCAUCUUCUAUUGUUUCAUUACUUGAGUUUCCUCUGUAAUUUUCUCCCUUUUCAAUUCUCUGAAUUAAAAAUUGUAUUGCCAAAAUUCUACUUCAACCUUAUUACAAUAUAAAUUUAGCAAAUGAAAUGUUAUAUGCAGGCCAUCUAUGAUUUUCUGUCACAUUCUCUACAUGUAGAUCCGAGGGGCUGCCUUCCUUACAUGCAUAUUGUUGGUCCAGAACAAGUUAAAAAGUCUAGAAUGGUUGUUGAAUAGAUUUUUUCAAAUUUUCAAUUGUAGCUCUAAGUGUGCUAUAACAAAAUUAAGGAAAUAAAUUUUCUUGCAA